AAAUAGCCUGACAGCUUGUGACCGCCUGCCGCGUAUCAUCGUUAAUCAGCAUGAACAUUGCCCGUGGCUCAAAGCUGUGAGCUGUCAUGUGGUUGAGCAAUUUCCAAUCUGUUUGAUUAGAAUUAUAUUAUAUUAUACUUGACGUGGCUAAUCGCGUGAAGUGUUGCCUGUGAUAAUACAUAGUAGAUUUGUUGAAAGUUGAGGAUGCAAUGCCAGCGCGUAGACGACGAGGUGGCUCCGAACACGAAAUUGAUCCAAUGAUCACAACCUCCAACAGUGCAUAUCAAAAUCGCGAUUUUGGACAUCAAUACCACAAUGAUAGAGUUGUUUCUCAACAACUAGAUAUCAACAAUAAACAGCAAGAAGCUAACUUAGUUACAAUGACUUCACGAGACAGGACCAAAGAGUUUGCAAAUGCGAUUCGCACGAUGCAGGGAAGGACAGUGGCGCGAGCUGCUGUUAUGAGAGAUCCUAGACAGGCUCGUCAGAUACAGAGUUAUUCCAAUUUUAUGAUGAUCGCUAAGAACAUUGGAAAGAAUAUCGCUAGCACUUACACAAAAUUGGAAAAACUUGCGUUGCUGGCAAAGAAGAAAUCAUUGUUUGACGAUAGACCAUCAGAAAUUCAAGAAUUGACUUACAUCAUAAAGGGGGAUUUGAAUAGUUUAAAUCAGCAAAUAGCAAAAUUGCAAGAAGUAGGUAGACAACAGCGGGAGAGUCUUGGGGCGACGCGUGGCCAUCACCUAGCUUCUCACUCCUCUUCUGUAGUUGUCGCUCUGCAAUCAAAAUUAGCCAACAUGUCUAACCAUUUCAAAAACGUUCUUGAAGUGAGGACAGAAAACUUGAAACAACAACAAUGCCGAAGGGAGCAGUUUACACAAGGAUCAGUGUCUGCGUCGUUACCUCCUAGUGCAGUAUCGGGGCGACAAGGUUCCUUGCUUCUUCAAGAAGAAGCAAAUUCAUCCUCUGUUAGCAUAGACUUGGAACCCGCAAUGGGACAGCAAGUGAUGCAGCGUCAAGCUGUCCUCUACGAUGAAACAGAUACUUAUGUACAGUCGAGAUCAGAUGCUAUGCAAAAUAUUGAAUCUACAAUUGUCGAACUUGGAGGAAUCUUUCAACAACUGGCUCACAUGGUCAAAGAACAGGAAGAAAUGGUUGAAAGGAUAGACAGUAACAUUCAAGAUACCGAGUUGAACGUAGAGGCUGCACAUGGUGAAAUUUUAAAAUACUUCCAAUCAGUCACGAACAACCGGUGGCUGAUGAUAAAAAUUUUUGCUGUUCUUAUAUUCUUCUUUAUAUUCUUCGUUGUCUUUGUAGCAUAGGGUCAAAAUCCAUCAAAACUAUAUACUAUUACAAUUAUGUAUAUUAUCUGACCAUUUACUUGUAUUAAGAACUUAUUAAAAAAAAACCAUCUGUUAAACUGACGCGGGAAUAACUUUUUUUCUAUAAAGUAGCUUCAGAGUGAAUAUUGUACCAUAAGCAUUCAAAUUAUAUAUUCACAACUGUUCCGAUUACGAGUAUUAGCGAUUUUUAACAUUUUUUAAAUAAAACUAUUUGCAUCCAUAGGUAUGUAUGUCAUCAAACUAUACCGUACAUAGUCGAAAUUAGGACAUAUUCAAUUAAAUAAUCAUAUGAUAGUUAAUUGAAUUGUAUUAUCUUCGAAUAGCUAUAUUUGUACGGUGUAGUUGACAAUAUUAUAGUUUUACCGUAAUCACCUAGUAAGAGAAUAAUCUUUUCGAGCUUCUAAUGUUGAAAAUUCUUGCAAUAUUAAUUUAUCUAUGUUAACUUUGAUUCAAUGUCGUUUAACACGGCCAAUUCGUGAACUGAAUUUUUAUGCAUCCCCAUCUAAUAAUUGUAUCGAAUGAAAUACAAGUUAUUGAGGCCUGGACCAAUUGUGUGAACUGGUAUAGUCAUAAGACUGCCCUUGACACUUGACCGCAAUUCGUAUAGGAUUACUUGCGGUUCAUGUGUCCCAUUGUGGAUAUAACAAGUAGCAACAGUUAAUCGCAAUAAAAUAUUACACACAGAAUAGUAUCUAUUCUUGCCUAGCUGGGUGCCUUAUAUGUAUAUUCUAAAGGAGUGGCAGUACAACUUUAUACGGCAACACAAUCGAUCUUGGCUUUUACAAUAGUAAUGAAUAAGGAAUGAAGUGCGCCUUCAUUUCACAAACUGCAUAACUGCAAUUCUGGUAUUGGCAACUUAAACUAUUGUAUCACUAGAUUGUGGUUUACGCGAGUGAAUAGGCUGGUUAUAUUUGUAUAAAGAUGUUUAGGCAAAGGUUGAUAGAAAAAUAAAAUUAAAAUAAUACAUUAUAUAUAAAGUUAACGCACUUUAUGACAUUCCUCAGUACCGUAGUAAUUUCGCUCAGCAGCUAUUACUUAUUUUAUUCAAACUUGGAAUUGAGAUUUCAUUUCUAACGAUACACGAUCAAGAUUGAAGUUUUAUAGAGAUAUAAUAGUAACUUUCUCGAAAUUAUUUUUUAUAGAUUUAAACUCGACUAGACAAAUUAAAUCCAUAUGUUAAUUUGUAAAAUGUUGACAGUAAAUUUAAAAAAUACAUUUAAUAAAUGAUCGUUUUAUGAGAAUAAUUAUCCCAGACUUCAGUCAAAUAUGAAGCCAUAACUCGCGAGUAAUAAUAAAUUACAAUUUAUUUUGAUUCGUUAAAAUCAUAAAUGUACAUUUCACAGUGUGAUUGUUAUACUAAAUAUUACAAAUUUUUUUCAACAUGAUUUCAAUAAUCACAAUUUAUUUUUAUACAAAUGUUCAUCAUAUCUCUAUGCAUAUAUAUAAAUAUGUAUACCUGCAUUCCUUUGAAACGUUCGACUAUAACAUUAUCUGAAACCAUGUAGUGUAAGCUAUUUUGUAUUUCCGCAAAAACUCUUACUUGAAGUGAUUUGGUAUUAAUACGUCAGCAAGUACGAAUUUUGCUACAUUCGAAUUUCAUCAAAAUCAGACGAAAAUUUUCGAACGUUGCUACAUCCAAGCUAGCGAUAAGUUUUUCAAAGUAUUGAUAAUGCAUCAUUCAAAUUUGAACUAGCAUCAUUUUAUAAAACGGAAGGAAAUGUAUGGAAUGAAAUAUUAAACGUAUUUCUGGUUCCAGAUAACACAAAAGGCUUAGGCUUUUCCAGUAUGAUUUGAUUUGUCCAGGGAGUCUCCAGAAGAAUGUAACGAGCCUACAAAUAAAAUAACAAUUUAUACAUAAAGAAUAAUUAACAU
This is a messenger RNA of Diprion similis, 3212 nucleotides long. It is a transcript of the gene Syx5, whose product is annotated as syntaxin-5. Bases 210 to 1319 code for a protein of 369 amino acids. Gene Ontology annotation, molecular function: SNARE binding; SNAP receptor activity. The record is from RefSeq and is a predicted model, not a curated record. Gene Ontology annotation, cellular component: SNARE complex; Golgi membrane; endomembrane system. The transcript has 5 exons. NCBI's taxonomy places the organism in Eukaryota, Metazoa, Arthropoda, Insecta, Hymenoptera, Diprionidae. Gene Ontology annotation, biological process: vesicle fusion; endoplasmic reticulum to Golgi vesicle-mediated transport; intracellular protein transport.